AAAUGUGCUCGUGUGGAUCAUUGUAGUUUACGAAGUAGCAAAGGAGGUUACAGUUCUAGUAUAAUUCUAGUAGGUACAGCUCUAGAUUGCCAAAAUGGGUGUUAUUCUUCACUUCACUGCUAAAGAGUAUGAAAAGAACUGGCCACAAAUAAUAGCCAUUGUUAUAGGUGGUUUAGCAGGCUUAUCAAAUGGACUCUUGUUCUCAUGGUCAUCACCGUUUCUGCUUAAAAUAACACAAGACAAAGUCAACUAUGAUAUUACGGAGCAAGAAGGGUCAUUCUUCAAUACUAUCCAACCAAUUGCAUUGAUAAUCACUUGUCCUAUCUUCUCGAAACUAUCAGACGUUAUUGGCAGGAAGAGGACCUUAAUGCUGAUUGUCAUUCCUCAAAUAGGUAGUUGGUUAUGUGCAGCUUUAGGGCGAUCUGUUUAUAUGUUCUACCUGUCAAGGAUUUUUUCUGGUAUGGCAGAUGGUUGCCUUUUUGCCACGCUGCCAACUUACAUUGGAGAAGUAGCUAACCCGACAGUUAGAGGAAUAUGGGGAAAUGCUGUAGCUAUGUCUCUAUAUCUAGGCGAGUUCUUGAUCAACGUAUUGGGAAGUUACUUGGGAGUUACAACAACGUCUUGGGUAUGUUUACCAAUAUCUGUUUUAUUCUUCGUCCUGUUCUGGUUCAUGCCAGAGUCACCUUACUAUCACAUUAUGAAAGGCAACGAACAGGAAGCUAAGAAUUCUUUAAGGUUUCUUAAGAGGAUUAAGAAUAUUGAUGAGAUCUUUAACAAUUGUAAAUUUGCUGUUGAGAGGCAAUUGUCGGAAUCAGGUACUUGGGGUGACCUUUUUAAGAUAAAAAGCAACAGAAAGGCUUUAAUUGCUGGUGUAUUUUUACGAUUUAGUCAGCAAAUGGCUGGUAUGUCAGUAUUCCUGACUUAUACUCAGUUUAUCUUCCAAAAAUCCGGUAACAACAUGAGUCACGAAGAAGCUUCUAUAGUCUUUAUGGGCCUAGUGGUAACAUUGAACCUGUUUGCUGUAAUCUUUGUAGUGAAAAGAUUCGGAAGAAUAUUCUGUUACACAGUCUCUAUGGUCACCACCAGCGGAGUUCUUUACGCGAUGGCUGCUUAUUUUUAUCUAGAUGGAAACACAAACAUCGAUGUCUCUUACGUAACAUGGAUCCCUGUGGCUUGCAUGAUGUCCUAUCUCUUAUUUGCAUCAAUCGGCAUUUCAGUUAUUCCCACACUAAUGCUUGGCGAAUUGUAUUCUGCUAGCAUCAAAUCCAAAGCUAUGACUGUAUUGAUAAUAAUUUUUGGAAUGGGAAACUUCUUAACUACAACCAUAUUCUAUCACCUUAAUACACUUCUUGGUUUGUAUGCUCCAUUCCUCUUGUUUGCUGUAUCUAACACUGUCUGUGCUAUUUUGUCACGGUACGUUAUACCCGAGACGAAGGGUAAAACAUUAGAAGAAAUUCAACAAAUUCUAAAAGGAGAUAUGAAAAAUUAAACAUCGUUGCAGUUUCUUCCGAUAUUGAAGAUUAAUAUAGCAAAGAAAUUGAAAUGGAUACGAUGGACUAAAGAAGAGGGUACUUAUCACUCAUGACAAUAUUUUAUAAUUACUUUGUAAUGUUGGUACUUUUUAUUACUAAAAAAAUAAAUUAUUUUUACAAUA
Messenger RNA from Diabrotica virgifera virgifera (western corn rootworm), 1654 nucleotides. RefSeq names its product facilitated trehalose transporter Tret1-like. Gene Ontology annotation, molecular function: transmembrane transporter activity. The record is from RefSeq and is a predicted model, not a curated record. The coding region runs from base 95 to 1489 and encodes 464 amino acids. Lineage: Eukaryota; Metazoa; Arthropoda; Insecta; Coleoptera; Chrysomelidae. Gene Ontology annotation, biological process: transmembrane transport. The transcript has 2 exons. Gene Ontology annotation, cellular component: membrane.